CAGACAGUCGUAUCAAGUUGUUGAAACUAUGAGAAAAUGAUGAUCUCUCAAGGUGAUUUGUUCGAAAUUUUAACUCCUUAAAAGAGAAGUAUGACAUGAUUCGACAGAGCAAAAUAAAGCCUUCGACGCGACAGGAUGUAACAUGAACAUUAAGAUCACCGGAUGAAUAUCGUCUGAAAAACUACGUUCGUUUUCAGAUACGGAUUUCGUUUCAUUGUCUGUGCGUGAAGUAAUCUGUGUUGCGACAUGAGUUCUACAAGCGUUCGGAGCAUCAGGCUGGCGAUGUUAUACUGCCAGUUCUGGGCUAUAAUUGUUGCGUCUGCGAACACGGCUUAUAUCAGCCCUGAAGACUGUUCUUGGAAGGUAAUGCCUGAAACAAAAGAUAUUUCAAUGACCUGCAACGUGUGUACGUUGCAGGGCGGAUCAAAUCCGACAAAUUUUUCACUGAUCAUGCCUCGCCUAAUGGUAAAACUUACCGUUAAGUGCGAUGACGAUUUGCUCAAAGGCGAGAUGGUGAACAGUUCAUUUAAACAUCUGCGCCAUUUACAAGUUCUUAAUAUCGAAAGGUGCAAGUUGGAGUCGUUACCUUCAGAAGCGUUCGUCGGUCUCUCGAAUUUAAAGAACCUUACGAUAAAGACAUUUAAUUCACCGGCGGAUAAUUGGUCACUGCGCCUGUCGCCUGCGAGCCUUAAACCCCUCGAAAAAAUCGAAUGCAUAGAUCUUAGUGAAAACAGUAUCGAGGAGUUACCUGAAGAAUUAUUGUGUGGCAUGGACCAACUGCGAUUUCUGAAUCUCACGAGGAACAGGUUCAUUAGCGUAGCUAGUACCGGAUUUUCUCACUCGAAAGGCCAAUGUAGUCUCGGCGUUGAAGUUUUGGACAUGACGCACAAUAACCUUCGAAUUUUAUCAGAGCACAGCUUUGUUGCUCUGACCAAUCUCAGGGAAUUAUAUUUAAGCUAUAAUCAAAUUAUUAGGGUUGAGUUUAGCGCUUUUUUCGGCUUAGUUUAUAUAAAGUAUCUCGAUUUGGCACACAACCAAUUGGUGGCGUUACCAAGCUCUCUAUUUCAGUCGACGCCACGUAUAUCGAAGUUAUAUUUGCGCAACAAUUCGCUCAGUGCACUCCCGCCCGGAUUGUUAGCUAGACUUAGGGAAAUCACAGUGCUUGACCUUGCUCAUAAUCAGCUCUCAUCAUUGGAAUGGCUUGAAUCAGAGGCUCCUUCGAGCCUGACUCAUCUGGAUCUUAACUAUAACCGUCUUACACGGAUCCAUUCUAACGCGUUUCGCUCCGUCAUCAAUAUUCAAACUUUGCUCCUGCAGAAUAAUCUGAUAGACUUCAUCGAAGAUAGCACAUUUAGCAAACUUGAAAAUCUACACGCCCUAAUGUUAGGCUUCAAUCGUCUUAAAACGGUUAGCGCUGAUUUAUUUAUGGGACUCACAGCCAUCGCUGUGUUACAUCUGGAAAAUAAUCGCCUCAAAGAAAUAGACGAUUACGCCUUUAAGAAUAACUCCAUUAUCCAGGAACUCAACUUGUCCGGCAACAACCUAGAAGAGGUUCCUAGAGCUGUCUCAUCACUUAAACGACUGCAUUCGCUUGAUCUGUCGGAAAAUGAAAUCGUAGAUGUAACAGAUGCACCGUAUCAAGGUUUAGGCCAUCUCCACGCGCUCAACCUAAUGGCCAACAGAAUUAGGAGCAUCAAUCGACGUAGUUUUUAUAAUAUAGCGACGGUGCGUAACCUUAACCUAGCACGGAAUCGUAUUCGAAAUAUUGAACAGGAUACGUUUAACGCCAUUUCUGGACUUCAUUUUCUUCGUCUCGAUUCCAACGAGAUUGAGGAUACAAACGGCCUAUUUAACAGCCUACAUGAUAUGAUUAUGCUCAAUAUAUCCGCAAACCGACUGCGCUGGUUUGAUUACGCAUUAAUUCCAACUGGACUUCAAUGGCUGGAUAUCCACGACAAUCAGAUAGAAGCACUUGGAAACUAUUUUGAGCUCGUACAGAACGUAAAGCUACGCACACUCGAUGCUUCAUCCAAUCGACUUACCGAUAUCGAUACAUCUUCUAUACCUAACGACAUUGAAGUUCUAUUCCUAAACAACAACAGCAUCACACGAAUUCAAUCAUUCGCGUUUUUAGGAAAGCAUAACCUGACUCGAGUAGAUCUGACGAACAAUCUUCUUCCAGGCGUCGAGAUGGCUAUGCUGCAAGUAAGUGAGGUUCCUACGCACCGGCCUUUGCCGGAGUUCGCUAUUUCCAACAACCCGUAUCUCUGCGAUUGCCAUAUGGACUGGAUUCAAAAGCUGCAAGUUCCUUCAAGGUUUUCAGCUAAGGAGAUACGUCAGUUUCCGCGAAUUAUCGACAUAGAAAACGUUAAGUGUAAAGCGGGUUUCGGGAAAAGCGCUUACGUUCAACCUCUAGUCAGUUUAAAACCGUCAGAAUUUCUGUGUACGUACAAACGUCGCUGUGUGCCUUCGUGCCAUUGCUGCGAAUUUGAAAGUUGCGCCUGUGAAAUAAUUUGUCCGCAGAAUUGUACCUGUUACCACGACCUGUCGUGGACUACCAAUAUUGUCGACUGCGGUUCGGGCAAACACUCCGCCGUUCCUAAACAACUACCGUUCGCCGCGACUGAGCUUCACUUCGACGGAAAUAGCAUCGAUACAUUGACGCCGCUCGCAUUUAUUCAUCGGGACAAUAUUCAAGUGAUUUUAGCUAAUCAAUCUAAUAUUGUUGUAAUUGAGCCGAGAACGUUUGCUAGCCUACAUAAACUGCGGGUGCUACAUCUAGAAGAUAACCAAAUAGCGGCAUUACGUGGUCAGGAAUUCACGAAUCUCUCAAAUCUACGUGAGCUUUAUCUAUCCAAUAAUCAGCUGAAGUACGUGAACAACGUCACAUUCGCACAGCUGAGGAGCCUUGAGAUCCUCCAUCUUGACCGAAAUUACUUAGUCAUGCUACCGAUCUGGUCCCUCCGACGCACUGAGCACCUUAUCGAUCUCCGCCUAGCCCUAAAUCCCUGGACGUGUAGUUGUGAUUUUACGAACCCACUUGCCAUUUAUAUUCGUGAGAGAGGUGACACUGUGAGUGACAUAGCUGAUAUGUCCUGUGUGUAUAAUGAGACGAUAGCGCUUCGGCUAUGGGAGCUCAACGUAACUGAUUGUCACAGCCUAUCCAAAGCAACAUCGUUGGCAAGGCAAGUUCGGUUUCUCCCUUUUGGCGACUCGCUGUUAUCGACCUAUAUCCUCAUCAUUGUUCCUCUACUGCUAGCAGCCGUGCUCGUAACUGUUUUGACGUGCCGCAAUCAAUCAGGGGUAGGGUUACGCAGUCGAUGCGGAAUUCGUAUGUUCUGUCAUCCAUCAAUCGAAGAGGAAAAACUAUUUGACGUGUUCGUGUCGUACAGCAAAUCAGAUGAAGAUUUUGUGGCUGAAAAACUUGCCUCCCGACUGGAAUUAGGCAAACCCAUUUACCGCCUGUGUUUACAUCACCGUGACCUGCCAAUGACAGGACAGUAUUUAAGUGAGGCCAUCCGCGAGGCAGUUGAAAGUUCUCGAAAAACGAUAAUUGUAAUAUCGGAAAGCUUCCUCAAGAACGACUGGUGCGGUUACGAAUUCAAGCUAGCACAUUGUGACGCUCUGCACAACAAUCCCCAAAAAAUCAUCAUAAUAUUCGUGGGUCGAAUGUGCCAUAGUGAGCUGGACUUUAACAUUCGGACCUGGAUCAAGCACAGCACAUUCCUGCAAUGGGGCGAAAAAGACUUCUGGAACAAGCUUCGUUACGCGCUACCCAAAGCGCGCGAGCGGAAUCCAUUAUGCCCCGAUAUAGCAUCGGUAGGCAUGCCUAUUUGAUAGCGAACAUUAGCAAAGAUGCCUUCAAUAGCUACACAAAGAGACGCUUGUUUGUGAACGCGCCUAUAGAUCAUCGAUCCACAGUAGACCGAUGAAAUUAUAAGAAAGUCAUUUACACGGACCGUCUAAUCAAGUCCGCUGCUAGGGUCAAGUCGUCGCAGAACAACACAGAACAUUGUCAAAUAUCGCUGAUAAAAUUUUUCCACAAUUAACGAGCAGUACUCAGAGGGGGGAAAGGCGUAUCUAUACAUAGGCGUACACAUAAGUAUCUUGCCAUUUAUUAGGACCAAGUGAAACCAAACGGCUGUGACGAAGCUGAUCAGUUUCUCCCUAAUUUGCCAAAGCCGGGGGCUAUUUUAAAUGAGCAGCUUUCUUGUCUAAUAUAAGUGAGCAUAUGUACAGUACAUAAAAUAAAUAAAGUAAAUCCAAUAUUAUACUAUAGAUGUUUGAAAGGUACGACAGAUAGAAUAGAUGUACUUACUAAGAGUUGUGUAAUAUCUGUGAUAAUCGAUAUCGAAACGGAUCCAUUAAUAGAGGCCGACAUCAGUUACUUAAAAGCUGGCAACUGUAUGAACACGGAUUGACUGGUAAUAGCCGAAGUCUCAGUCCAGUCUUGUUCAUGUUAAUAGUUGGUAUGUCCCCUCUCUUUACAGAGCUUUAAUUCUAUAAUCGAGUAAUUCCACCAUUUAUUUUCCACGUGUAAAAGUUCUACUGUAUGAUAUCGAUGCGUAUGAUACUAUAAAAUGAUCCAAUGUGACUCACCAUAGUAGCCCUAGAGACAUAACACCGUGGUGCAGGCAGCUUGAAGCAAGUUCAACUAUAUACAGCUUUCUGACAUGACCACCGAAGUAAAACCCAAUUCUAGAACAAGUGCGGGUUUUCAUUGACGGAGAUUUUUAUAGUUUGAGUAUCUAUAAAAGAAAAGUUGCCUAUAUGUAUGUUUAUUAUGUUGUAUAGAAGGACCUUUCCAGCACAAAGGGCUGGAUAACGUAGAACAUAUAACAGCAGACGAACGACACACUCGGAAUAUGAAAAGUGUCUUCAAGCAAACGCAAAGCCGAUGUAAAAUGUACAAAAAAAUGUGUAGAGUGUAAAACGGAUUAACUGU
Molecule: messenger RNA, 4945 nt
Organism: Varroa destructor (honeybee mite)
Lineage: Eukaryota; Metazoa; Arthropoda; Arachnida; Mesostigmata; Varroidae
Product: toll-like receptor 6
Biological process (GO): signal transduction
Cellular component (GO): plasma membrane
Molecular function (GO): protein binding
Source: RefSeq, a predicted model, not a curated record